Molecule: messenger RNA, 678 nt
Organism: Verticillium dahliae VdLs.17
Lineage: Eukaryota; Fungi; Ascomycota; Sordariomycetes; Glomerellales; Plectosphaerellaceae
Product: riboflavin synthase alpha chain
Exons: 2
Coding region: 1-678 (225 amino acids)
Biological process (GO): riboflavin biosynthetic process
Molecular function (GO): riboflavin synthase activity
Source: RefSeq, a predicted model, not a curated record
AUGUUCACAGGAAUCGUGGAAGACCUCGGCACCGUCACCGAACUCAACACGCAAGACGCCACCGGCGGCACCUCCCUGACCAUCACGCUGGCCCCCGACUCCCAGCUCCUCUCCGAUGCCCACCUCGGCGACUCGAUCGCCGUCAACGGCGUCUGCCUGACCGUCACCUCCUUCACGCCGACGGCCUUCACCAUCGGCGUCGCCCCCGAGACGCUGCGCAUCACCAACCUCGGCGCCCUGACGACGGGCUCGCGCGUCAACCUCGAGCGCGCCGUCCGCGCCGACACGCGCAUGGGCGGCCACUUUGUCCAGGGCCACGUCGACACGACGGCCACCAUCGCCGCCGUCACCCCCGACGGCAACGCCCUGACCUUCCGUUUCGCCCCCGCCGACCCCGCCCUGCUGCGCUACGUCGUCUACAAGGGCUUCAUCGCCAUUGACGGCGCCAGCCUCACCGUCACCCGCGUCAACGACGACGAGCGCUGGUGGGAGGUCAUGCUCAUCAGCUACACCCAGGAAAAGGUCGUCACCGCCGCCAAGAAGCCCGGCGAGACGGUCAACGUCGAGGUCGACAUGAUGGCCAAGUAUGCCGAGAAGAGCCUCGCCGCCUACUUUGGCCAGGCUGGUGCCGCCGCCGCGGGGACGACCAUCAAGGACAUUGCGGCGCAGAAUCAGUGA